UAGUAACAUAUUGCUGGAACUCCGGACGGAACAACUCGACACAAGGCAUAAGUAAUAUUAUUUGAGCAACAAAUGAAGACAAUAGCAAAAAUGCAAAAAAAACUUUCGAUGCUGCUUGGCCGUCGUCUGCCGACUGUAAGGCGCUGCCGACCACAGCCACUCGAUGAGGAGCAGUCGGUGGCCAGUUCAUUGCUGAAAAAACUCGACAUGAUUGGCAGCCAGCUGGUUCAGGACAUAUUGAGCGGCGUGCACCAGCAGGCUGGCGGCCUGACCACUGCCACAAUUAUGGGCCGAGCUCUUAUAGAUGAAAGCAAUGAAUACAUAUCGAGGGGCGCCGAUCCCAAGCAAAUUCGUGUCGGCCUCAUGGCAGCCGUGGACGAGGUCAUUCGUCAACUCAAUGCCAUGGCACGACCCAUCCAUGUACCAUCCAUGCAGCUGCUUCGCGUGGCCAUCACAUCGGCGCAGGGGGAUCGGGCCAUUGGUGGCCUCAUCUACCAGGCCAUCAAAAGAGCUGGACUGGAGGGAGACAUCUCCAUAAAGACCACGAACACGGCCGACGUGGAGUUGCGUUUUUCGUACAUGGACGCUGAUGCUGCAGAGCCUGCACCAUCGCGCAUCUGCCAUCUCGACAGAUGGGUGACCAUCCCCGCAGUGGACACUCUGCUGUCGCAGGUCUAUGCCGUUGUCUUCUUGGUCGGCGGUUCGAGCGAGGCGGACAAACAUCAGAAGAAGAAACUCAUCACUGACGCCGUCAUGCGAACGCGCGCUGCCGUCGAGGGAGGCCUCGUGCCGGGCGGCGGCACUGCCCUGAUCCGGUGCAUGAAGCCUCUCGAUAGCUUGAUGGUCGAUAAUAAAGAUCAGCGACUAGGCGUGAGGGCCGUGCGCCGAGCACUACGCAUGCCCUGCUGGACCAUUGCACAGAAUUGUAACAUCGAUGGCAGCCAGGUUGCACGUGUUAUGGAGGAAUACCGCAUGUGCGAGGACUUGGGCUUCGAUGUGGUGUCCGGAAGGUGUUGCAGCAUGUCCGUGCAGGGCAUAAUGGAUCCCACCAAGGUGGUGCGCUCGGCUGUCACGAAUGCCGCCGGCAUGGCCUCGCUGCUGAUCACCGACCACGAAUUUGUCUCUGAAUCUGAUAACUAGUUGCGCUUGUG
Drosophila guanche is the source of this 1151-nucleotide messenger RNA. RefSeq names its product heat shock protein 60A-like. The record is from RefSeq and is a predicted model, not a curated record. Bases 73 to 1140 code for a protein of 355 amino acids. Gene Ontology annotation, molecular function: ATP binding; protein-folding chaperone binding; ATP-dependent protein folding chaperone. Lineage: Eukaryota; Metazoa; Arthropoda; Insecta; Diptera; Drosophilidae. Gene Ontology annotation, biological process: mitochondrial unfolded protein response; apoptotic mitochondrial changes; protein import into mitochondrial intermembrane space. Gene Ontology annotation, cellular component: mitochondrial matrix; mitochondrial inner membrane. The transcript is spliced from 2 exons.